UGCUAAGGGCUCGUCUGUACAAAGGGACAUGUUUCGCGCUGGUUCGUAUUGCCUUAAGCUCUUAAACCCUUCUGCUUCCUAUUCCAUCAAUCGUGCCCGCUCUUUUAGCUUCUUUCUCGACGCCAAAGAAGCCUUGUAUGACCAACUGCUGAAGUGCUGCAAUGGCUUGGUCUUCCUCAAACAGAUACACUCGUCCCUCGCCACAGCUGGGCUCAUUGCCCAGAGACCUCGUUUGGGUUCUCAAAUAAUCAUCAAAUACGCCAAAUAUGGAGACUCCGACAGUGCUCGAUCUUUGUUCGAUGGUGUCCAUGGCGAUGGAACCAACUCUUUUCUUUGGAACUCGAUGAUCCGGGCUUAUACCAAUAAUGGACAGUAUUUUGAAACGUUGAAACUGUAUUAUCUGUUGCGCAAAAGUGAAAUUUCACCAAAUAACUAUACUUUCCCAUUUGUUCUUAAAGCAUGCGCCUCGAAAUCAGUGAUUCUUGAGGGUAGAUUUGUUCAUGGAGAUGCGAUUAGAACUGGGUUCGAUUCAGAUCGAUAUGUUGAGGCUGCUUUGGCUGAUAUGUACGCUAAAUGUGGGCAAAUUGCUAAUGCUCGCAAGGUGUUUGACAAAAUGGCAGAAAGAGAUCUUGUUUGCUGGACAACAAUGAUUACAGCCUAUGAACAGGUCAUGCAGCCCUUAGAGUCGUUACUCUUGUUCCAGAAGAUGCAAGAUGAGGGGGAUUUUCCAGAUUCAGUAACAGUAGUUAGCAUUGCCUCCGCGGUUGGUCAGUUGGGUGAUGCCAGGAAGGCUCUAGUAGUUCAUGCAUAUGCCAUUACUAAUGCGUUUCUUGAGGACUUGUGCGUGGGGAAUUCCAUCAUAGCAAUGUAUGGCAAAUGUGGGGAUGUGGAAAAGGCUCGUUUAGUUUUUGAUAUUAUGGAGGUGAGAGAUGGCGUCUCAUGGAAUUCUCUGCUGUCAGUUUACACUCAAAAUGGACAAGCUAGUGAAGCCCUGUUGCUUUUUGAUCUGAUGCAGGAUUCUGAGUAUAAGCCAAAUUCAGUGACAGUAUUGAUCAUGGUUUCAGCAUGUGCUUACAUGGGUUGCUGCCAUUAUGGAAGGAAACUUCAUAAUUAUAUUAUUGAUAAAAAAAUCAAAAUUGAUGAGUCUCUUUGCAAUGCUUUGAUGGACAUGUAUGCCAAAUCUGGAGAUCUAGAGAAAGCUGUGGCUAUGUUCAAGACUAUCCAUCCGAUUCAACGGAAUGUCGCUUCUUGGAAUGUAUUAAUUUCAGGGUAUGGCAUGCAUGGACGUGGGAGAGAAGCACUAGAAGUCUUCUCGCAAAUGUUAAGGGAAGGUGUUGAGCCAGACCACAUCAGUUUCACAUCGAUUCUUGCCGCUUGUAGCCACGCAGGACUUAUUGAUGAAGGUAGGAAAUGUUUUGCUGACAUGAAAAUGUCCACUGUGAAACCUGAGGUGAAACACUACGCUGCCAUGGUCGAUAUGCUAGGCCGAGCUGGGCUUUUACAUGAAGCUUAUGAUCUGAUAAAAAAGAUGCCAUUUCCCCCAAACGAUGCUGUAUGGGGUGCUUUGCUUUUGGCUUGCAGAAUCCAUGGGAAUACUGAACUGGGGGAAAUUGCAGCUGCUAAUCUCUUCCAGCUUGAACCAGAGCACAGCGGAUACUAUGUGCUGAUGUCAAAUAUUUAUGCAGCCUCAAACAAAUGGCAAGAAGUUGGGAAACUCAGAGAAAAUAUGAAAUCCAAGGGAUUGAAGAAACCUGCAGCCUUCAGUGUGGUUGAAUAUGGUAAAGAGGUUCAUGGGUUUCAUACAGCUGACCAAGAAAAUCCAUACUGGCGAGAAGUCUAUCGAAAGGUAGAGAAUUUGGCAGUAGAGAUGAAGAAGGCAGGGUAUGUGCCAGAUGGGUCUUGUGUGUUGCAUGAUGUAGAAGAUGAAGACAAAGAACACAUAUUGAACUAUCACAGUGAGAAACUGGCUGUGGCUUUUGGAAUUAUGAAGAUUGACCCAGGAUUGGCAAUUCAGGUGACUAAGAAUCUAAGAAUUUGCAAUGAUUGUCACUCUGCCUUCAAAUUCAUUUCCCAAAUCUGUGGACGGAAGAUUAUUGUCAGAGAUGCAAAUCGGUUCCAUCACUUCGAAGAUGGUACUUGUUCUUGCAAAGAUUAUUGGUAAUAUUACUUGCAACUCAUGUCUUCUUGAACCGGCCCAAGGCAAUCCAAGUAGAGAAUCUCGAUAUCUCAUGUUGAGUGUCAAAUUGAAUUGGCCCUUUUCCCUCUCUUUUUUUGACCUUCAUAAUGUAGCAACCAAAAGUUUUGGUGGGUGCUGGCAUUGUACUAGAUCGGAGUUUUCUUCUGUUAUCCGGCAACCGCCACACCCAUUUGACCGCCAUUCCGAUCAAUCAUUCUAAAUAUAUCACAUCUGUUUGGUAAAGUCAAACCCUAUGCUAUAUAUGAAUGU
Tripterygium wilfordii is the source of this 2446-nucleotide messenger RNA. Its product is annotated as pentatricopeptide repeat-containing protein At2g01510, mitochondrial-like. The transcript has a single exon. The record is from RefSeq and is a predicted model, not a curated record. The coding region runs from base 29 to 2161 and encodes 710 amino acids. Gene Ontology annotation, molecular function: RNA binding; protein binding; zinc ion binding. NCBI's taxonomy places the organism in Eukaryota, Viridiplantae, Streptophyta, Magnoliopsida, Celastrales, Celastraceae. Gene Ontology annotation, biological process: RNA modification.